AAUUCGUGGCCAGCUUUCAAUAAAUAGCACGAUCAGAGAAGGGCGAAGGAUUGUGAAGUUCAGAACGUCUCAAGGAACGAAAGUAGUUCUGUCCCUUACCAAGCUGAUAUUGAAAUUUUACAGUACCGUCCGGUUGAGUAGAAGCGAGAACGGAAGAUAAUUUUAAAGCGAAGCUUCAAAGUCUUACGAAAACGUUGCCAAGAAAUAAAACGAAACACAACAAACAUGAAGGACGAAGUUCGUUCCGCCAUCAAGUUCCUCACCGAGGUUGUUUCAAGGAACUCUAAAGUCAAUCAGGAACAGAUUGAAACAUUUAACGACACAUUAGAACAGUUAAUCAUCGCGAGAUUCGAGAACCACUGGCAUCCGAACAAACCAUUAAAAGGGAACGCAUUUAGAUGCAUCAACAUAGAGACGACAGGAAUCGACCCCGUGUUACUAAAAGCGACGAAGGCAAGCGGAAUUUCACCUUCAGUCUUGCUGGAGAUUUUCCCAGGUGGACUUGCUUUGUGGAUUGAUCCUGGAGAAGUGUCCUGCAGAAUAGGAAAAGGUUCUAUCUGCCCACUUUAUUGUAACACUCCUCAACAACCACCACAACAACAGCAACAGCAAGGUAGCAAUCGUUCUCAAAGGCUCCUUCAGCCCGUCUAUUUCAACGGGAGCUAUCGUCAGUGUUCACAGUCGAGCUUCCAGCAGACGCUAUUUCCACGGAUCCAAAGUAACAAAGAAAACUUCGACCGAUACCACUGGGUUAGUAAAGACUAUACCAAACGACCUACAGAAGUGUUUUAAUUGCUGUACACAAUUUUCAUUGACCGCAUCUUUGUAAACGACCGUAGGACUCGAAAUAUCUUUAAGAUUUUCCUCCACGCACACGAAUGUUUAAAGUUUUAAUAUAGUAAAAUGUUUUAAGGUUCCUUGUACAUAGACAUACGUUUUCUAUGUACAGAAUUGAUAUUAUUAAAUGGAAGAAUUUUUACUAAUGUAUUAAUUUUUGCCAAAUAGCUGGGAAUGGCUUAAUUUAAUUUGUAAAUUUGUACAUGUACAAUUGUGAAAUAGUAUUUGGAAGCUUCCAAAGGAGCGAAAUUGUGUAAAGAUUACUAUUAUAUUGUUUCAAAAUUUUGUACAAAUGCAAGUUUAAUAUUUUAUCGUUAAUAAAAAUAUUGUGGCAUAGUGAGGAUUUUA
Orbicella faveolata is the source of this 1185-nucleotide messenger RNA. RefSeq names its product protein BTG2-like. Gene Ontology annotation, cellular component: cytoplasm; nucleus. Lineage: Eukaryota; Metazoa; Cnidaria; Anthozoa; Scleractinia; Merulinidae. The record is from RefSeq and is a predicted model, not a curated record.